Messenger RNA from Drosophila innubila, 1575 nucleotides. RefSeq names its product probable cytochrome P450 308a1 (gene Cyp308a1). The coding region runs from base 1 to 1482 and encodes 493 amino acids. Gene Ontology annotation, molecular function: heme binding; oxidoreductase activity, acting on paired donors, with incorporation or reduction of molecular oxygen; iron ion binding. NCBI's taxonomy places the organism in Eukaryota, Metazoa, Arthropoda, Insecta, Diptera, Drosophilidae. The transcript is spliced from 4 exons. The record is from RefSeq and is a predicted model, not a curated record.
AUGACAAUACUAGUGUUUCUCUUGCCUAUGAUCCUACUGUUUGUGCUGAGUUUUUGGCUGGCCUGGCAGGGAAGCUUCUGGUGGCGUAAAGGCGUGGUCGGACCAUAUGGCUGGCCUCUGGUGGGUAAUAUGUUGCAGUUUGCACUGGGCCUGCGUUCGUAUGGCGACGUUUACUCCCGGAUGUACAAUGAGAACCCGACGUUGAGCUAUGUGGGGAUAUAUCGGCUGUUUAAUGAGCCCGCCAUUCUCGUACAGGAUCAACAGUUGCUGCAAGAAUUGCUCAUUGGUGAAAACUUUGAACAUUGUGCGGACAAUGCUAUAUACGUAGAUGUGAAACGGGACUUAUUGGCCGCCCAAAACCCGUUUAUAGCUUGUGGGGAAAAAUGGAGGAAACGGCGCGGAGAGCUUAUACCCCUUUUUACACCUCUUCGGUUACGACAGACGCUGCCGCAUAUUACUGCAGCCUGCCAACAGUUGCAUAAAUUUGUUGCUCACCAGCUGAACAACUGCGAUCGGUUUGAGACUAAAGAGCUGGCAACACGCUACACGCUACAGGUGAUUGCCUCAGCUGUUUUCGGCCUGGAUUCACAAUCUCUAAACUUGAACGCCAGUUCAGGUAAUAGUGAAUGGAUGGCAUUGCUGGGCCCUUUGUUUCAGCCCGGCUGCUGGAGCUUGACGGACACCAUUGCGUUGUUACAUUCGCCUCGUCUCGUUUGGCUUCUUGGCCAUCGAUAUGUUCCACUAAAUGUUCAAAAAUGGAUUCGUCGCCAAGUGGCUGGAAGGAGUGACGGUAAUACUUUACUGAAUUGUCUGAAAGACAAACAUGACUGUGAUAUUGAAGGACAUUCUACUACAUUACUAUUAGAGGGUUAUGAGACCUCUGCGACGUUGCUGGCUUUUGCUCUUUAUGAAUUGGCAUUAAAUCCAUCCAUUCAGCGACAAUUGCAGGAAGAAGUAGAUGAGGUAGCCCGAUACAAUGGGGGCCGAUUGCUGGAACCUGAAGCACUGGAUGCUCUGCAAUAUACAGAAGCCACGCUUUUUGAGACAUUGCGUCUACAUCCAGCCAUGCCUGCUUUGCUAAAACGCUGCACCAAGUCCUUUGUGUUGCCAAGUCAAUGUAAAGAGAAAGGAGAAAAUGACGCAAGACUACGUGUGCCUAAGGAUAUGGUACUAGUUGUGCCAGUUCAGGCCAUACAUCUUGAUCCUAUGCUUUAUCAGAUGCCCUUAAGCUUUCAACCUGAGCGUUUCAUGCAGAAGUCUCAGUCUGGUUGCCGUUUCCUAGGCUUCGGUGCGGGACCGCGUAUGUGCCCCGGUAUACGAUUUGGACUGGCACAAACUAAGGCGGCACUGGCGACACUUCUCCAAGACUACAACGUUCAAUUGUCUGAUAAAAGUCAGCCUGUCGAGAAAUCUAAUGUCACAUUUCUCACGGCCAGCAAAGGAGGCAUUUGGCUGCGGUUUAAUUGUCGUCGGGCAAAAUAAUUACACAGGCUUUUAAAGUUCCUGUGUUAAUUGUGUGUAGACAACUUACUUUUAAGAUAAAGCUGUGUAACACAUAUUUCUACUAAAGUUGUA